CUGGUGACCUUUGAGGAGGUGGCCGUGCAUUUCUCGGAGGAGGAGUGGGCUCUGCUGGAUCCAGGCCAGAGGACUCUGCACAAAGAAGUCAUGGCGGAGAAUCGUGGGAUCCUGGCCUCUCUGGGUAAGGAAUGGGAUUCCUCUGGGUCUAUUCGAAAUCACUGUAGAAGAUCCAGAAGAAGAGGGAAGCAUCAAAGAAUUCACACUGGGGAGAAGCCCUAUAAAUGCUUAGAAUGCGGGAAGAGCUUUGCUGACAGCAUCAGCCUUAAGCGGCAUCAAACAAUUCACACUGGGGAGAAGCCCUAUAAAUGCUUUGAGUGCGGGAAGAGCUUUACUCGCAGAGAAACACUUAUGCUGCAUCAAAGAAUUCACACUGGGGAGAAGCCCUAUAAAUGCUUAGAAUGCGGGAAGAGCUUUGCUGACAGCAUCAGCCUUAAGCGGCAUAAAACAAUUCACACUGGGGAGAAGCCCUAUAAAUGCUUUGAGUGCGGGAAGAGCUUUGCUCGCAGAGAAACACUUAUGCUGCAUCAAAGAAUUCACACUGGUGAGAAGCCCUAUAAAUGCUUAGAAUGUGGGAAGAGCUUUGCUGACAGCAUCAGCCUUAAGCGGCAUCAAACAAUUCACACUGGGGAGAAGCCCUAUAAAUGCUUAGAGUGCGGGAAGACCUUUGCUCACAGCAUCAGCCUUAAGCAGCAUCAAAGAAUUCACACUGGGGAGAAGCCCUAUAAAUGCUUAGAGUGCGGAAAGAGCUUUACUCAAUGCUCAAGCCUUAAGGAGCAUCAAAGAAUUCACACUGGGGAGAAGCCCUAUAAAUGCUUAGAAUGUGGGAAGACCUUUGCUCAGAGGACACAGCUUAAGCAGCAUCAAGUAAUUCACACUGGGGAGAAGCCCUAUAAAUGCUUUGAGUGCGGAAAGAGCUUUGCUCGCAGAGACACACUUAUACUGCAUCAAAGAAUUCACACUGGGGAGAAGCCCUAUAAAUGCUUAGAGUGUGGGAAGACCUUUGUUCAGAAGACACAACUUAAGCAGCAUCAAAGAAAUCACACUGGGGAGAAGCCCUAUAAAUGCUUAGAGUGCGGAAAGAGCUUUACUCAAUGCUCAAGCCUUAAGCUGCAUCAAAGAAUUCGCACUGGGGAGAAGCCCUAUAAAUGCUUUGAGUGCAGGAAGAGCUUUGCUUACAGCAGCAACCUUAAGCGGCAUCAAAGAAUUCACACUGGGGAGAAGCCCUAUAAAUGCUUUGAGUGCGGGAAGAGCUUUUCUGAAAGCAGCAAACUUAAGCAGCAUAAAAGAACUCACACUGGGGAGAAGCACUAG
This is a messenger RNA of Elgaria multicarinata webbii, 1314 nucleotides long. RefSeq names its product zinc finger protein 420-like. The transcript is spliced from 4 exons. NCBI's taxonomy places the organism in Eukaryota, Metazoa, Chordata, Lepidosauria, Squamata, Anguidae. The record is from RefSeq and is a predicted model, not a curated record. Bases 91 to 1314 code for a protein of 407 amino acids.